This is a messenger RNA of Capsella rubella, 1944 nucleotides long. RefSeq lists its product as uncharacterized. Lineage: Eukaryota; Viridiplantae; Streptophyta; Magnoliopsida; Brassicales; Brassicaceae. The record is from RefSeq and is a predicted model, not a curated record. Gene Ontology annotation, molecular function: protein-macromolecule adaptor activity. Gene Ontology annotation, biological process: nuclear pore organization. Bases 165 to 1724 code for a protein of 519 amino acids. The transcript has 4 exons. Gene Ontology annotation, cellular component: nuclear pore transmembrane ring.
CCCCGUCGUCUCUCUCCUCUCUCUCCUCUCUCUCGCUUGCUUACCUUUGUUCGCAUCAGUCACUUGACUUCACAGCCCCGCUCAAGUUCCGACACGAAACUCAUUUCAAAUUAAUUUAAUCAAAUCUAAACACAAAAAGGGUGAAAAAACAAAUCGCCGGCGAGAUGCCUUCUCCUCUGGUGCCGGAGGCGGUAGUGAGCCACCGCUUCGUAGCUUUUCUCAUCUGGCAAUUUAUACCUUCAUCAGCCAUCUUCUUCUUCUUCAACCUUUUCCUCUUCUCAACAACUUCAGUCAUCUCCUUUUUCCUCACUUUCCUCGUCUUCAGUACCUCACAGCUUUUCUUCUCCGUCUCAUUAGCUCUCCUCUCUUCCCCCAAUCCAGAUUCUCCUCUCUCCCCUCUCCAAUUCGUUAUCGGCCUUCUCCGUCAUCUCUCCGAUCCCGAGUUUCGCCGCCGCGCUCGCCUUUCCUUACGCAUCGUGCUCUUUGUCUGCGCUACUUCCCUCGCUGGAUUCUGCUCCACCGCUGUGUUUUGCUUGUCUAAUGAUUCUUUUGGAGCGAUUGGAAGAAUAGGGUUUAGGGGAUUUGUGACUGGGUUGCUCUAUGCGGUCCUUUUCGUCUUUAAGCAGCGAUGGGUUUUGGAGUUUCCCAUUAUUCAGCGUCCACCGUUCUUCAGCUUCAAGAUUGGUCUUCCUUCGGCCCUAACACAAGCUCUGAAGCUAUCAGGUGUGCUUUAUGUGUUGUCUACCAUAAUGCUAUUGUUUCUGCUAGACUGGUCGGGUGGGCUUGUGUCUGUAUCGAGAUUCUUGGGUGAGCAGGUCUUAUCUUAUGCCGGCAGUUUCUGUCUAAUUCUCUCUUGGGAAGUGACUCACCAUGUACAUAAGGUUCUGCACACAAAAAGGUUCAGCUUUGCUCCUCCAAAAGGAUCUGCUGCUGCAGAAACGAAUCCAAGCGAGCCACUUCUGGCUGCUUUAGAAGGGAGUACUCCGGGUUCCCUCGAGCAGUCUCUUGCAUACCUUGAUCUCUACAUGGUGUCUCAGAAUAACGUCGACACAUGGCGUCGUGCAGCCUUUUUUGAGGAGUCCACCGAGACAUACAAAAGGGUAGUCACUUCAUGCUUGAGGCCUUUGGAAGAGCUUGCCUCCAAGUUAUCGUCUGGGAUAGAUCACACCUUUACUGAAAAAGGCUAUCAGGCACCACUCCAGCCACCAACCGAGACAUAUAUUGAUCCAAAAUUUGGCGAGUCACUUAAGUCUUUCCAGAUAUAUGCUUGGUGUGCUCAAACAACUGCAUCCCUGACUUCAAUCUCUCACAAGGAAGACAGGCUUGGAGUAGCUCAACUGUCUGGUGGGAACGCGGAUGUUGUCUCAACACUUCUAUCGCUUUUGCUAGCUCUUGAAACGUUUAUGGGGAAAAAGACUAAUCUUCAAUCGCCCCAACAACUGAUGGGACCUGCUAGUAUCAAAUGGGCAACCUCGAGUAUGGUCAGAAAAGAUGUUAAACCCAUCAAAAGGAGUAUUGGCGCAAUGUACUCCUACGCGUAUGCAGCUACAGAUGUUUUGAGGAUAUCGAUAUACCAGAUUCUGUCUACAUUCCGGGGUGAAAUGCUUAACAGCGAUAGAGCGGGGUUUCUCGGUAGAGACUGGAUUGGAAGCAAGAAACCCCCUUUUGGAACAAACGACAUGUUGCUGCAGAAGCUUAAGCUCUUCCUCGAGUUCCAAGCUUGAUGGAAGAUUAAAGAAGUACAAUGUCUCAGAUUAAAAGGCGUUAAGAAUUGAUCACAGAUUCCUGAGCAGGAAAAGAAAAAAGGAAACAGAGUGUUAUUGAGACCUGAUGAUAAAGCCUUGUAUUGAAAAUGAAAUCCCACGAUUUUGCAGAAGUUUGAGAUUAUAAAUCAUAUUUUUGGUUACCUUAUAUAAUAAUCAAACUUUAUUGUUAAGCUUUGCA